AGAUCAGUGCCUCACCCCCGUGGGAGUGAAGGACCGGAGAUCAACCAGCGUUGUGCUGCAGGAGGAAGGAAAGUUUGACUGAAGCUGAGUUGGAAACCCCCCGUGCUCUUUGACAAUGGCUGACUGGGCCCCCAUAGCGAAGGAGUACGAUCCCCUCAAGGCUGGCAGCAUCGAUGGCACGGACGAGGAGCCCCACGACCGGGCCAUAUGGCGGGCCAUGCUGGCACGGUACGUACCCAACAAGGGUGUCACGGGAGAUCCUCACCUCACCCUCUUCGUGGCGAGGCUCAACCUUCAGACCACAGAAGAGAAGUUAAAGGAGGUUUUUUCCCGCUAUGGAGACAUCAGGAAGAUCCGUCUGGUUCGAGACCUGGUCACGGGAUUUUCCAAGGGUUAUGCGUUUAUUGAGUACAAAGAGGAGCGCGCGCUGCUGAAGGCCCACAGAGAUGCCAACAGGCUGGUCAUCGACCAACAUGAGAUCUUUGUGGACUUUGAACUGGAAAGAACUCUCAAAGGAUGGAUUCCCCGGAGGCUUGGGGGUGGGUUUGGAGGCAAGAAAGAAUCCGGGCAGCUGCGCUUCGGAGGACGGGACAGACCUUUCCGAAAGCCCAUCAAUUUGCCAAACGUGAAAAAUGAUUUCUAUGGAGAAGGAUCAUCAGAGAAAAGAAACUGGUCUCGUGAGGGAACAAGGGACUGGAGAACCAGGGACCGGGACCACGAGAGGAGCAGGGACAAACGCUGGCCAGAAAGGGAGAGGUCCUGGGCUUGGGGUGACAGCGAGAGAGACAGAGACUCCAAAGAGGAGAGGAACAGGGGGAGGGAGAGGAAGGACAGAGACAGGAAGGACAGGGAUAGGGACCGGAGCAGGGACAGAGAUACCAAGAAGCAGAGAGAUGAUGAUAAGCAUCGAUAGGUGACUGUGCCUUGUCCUUGGGGUGUGUGACUGACCCUUGUGGCAUCUCGGGGCUGUGACAGCAUUCCCAGAACAAGCUGUGGUGUUGCCACCUUGUGCCUGUGACUCUGCUGUCAGCAGCUCUCUGUAGUUUGGUUCCUACUGCAGUUCGGAUGUGUGUUGAAUUGUUCUUUAGAGAAAAUAAACUUUUGUAUUUAUGUUUUUGA
Melospiza melodia melodia is the source of this 1119-nucleotide messenger RNA. RefSeq names its product small nuclear ribonucleoprotein U11/U12 subunit 35 (gene SNRNP35). The record is from RefSeq and is a predicted model, not a curated record. Gene Ontology annotation, cellular component: precatalytic spliceosome; U12-type spliceosomal complex. Gene Ontology annotation, molecular function: snRNA binding; mRNA binding. Gene Ontology annotation, biological process: mRNA splicing, via spliceosome. The transcript is spliced from 2 exons. The coding region runs from base 116 to 913 and encodes 265 amino acids. Lineage: Eukaryota; Metazoa; Chordata; Aves; Passeriformes; Passerellidae.